AUGGAGUCCAACAGAACAGUUAUUCCAAUCAAAAAGGUCCUAACAGGGCAGUUAUCAUCAGUGCCAACGGCUUUGUACCUCAUCUUGGUGCUGUUAGGCAUUUUGGGAAAUGCCUUGGUAAUCUCUGUGGUGGGGGAGAACAUCGUACGGGAGCACGGAGGUGGACGCAGCUCGGACAUGAUCCUUGUCAACAUGGCCUUUUCCAACCUGAUGGUGUCUGUGACGAGAAACAUAUUGCUGGUCGUCUCAGACCUGGGGCUCGAGGUGUCACCCAAUAAAGACUGUUGUCAGCUGCUGAUGGGCAUAUGGGUGUGGCUUCGUUCAGUGAAUGUUUGGUCAACGUUCUUCCUCAGUGCCUUCCAUUUCCACAUUUUAAGACGGAUAGUCCCUCCGAUUGUUAGUGUGAAUGGCACCCGAGGGCCACCCAAAGCCCUUCUAACAGGGUUCUGUUUCAUCUGGACCUUCAAUCUCAUCUACUCAGUACCUGCUUUUGUUUACUCCACCAAUGGCGGAGAGAAUGCAACAGAGACGUUAAUGUUGGUGAGCAGUACAACACGUCCACUGCUGGGCUGUCUGUGGGAUUUCCCCUCCACUUACAGUGGCCUGGCCUUUGCCACAGCUUCCAUGGUGAUCCAUGAGAUCAUCCCCAUCCUGCUCAUGACCUCCACCAACCUGGGCUCACUGCUCACACUGUAUGCGCAUGGAAAUGCGCACAGCAAAAGCAAUAAGGUCCAGGAUGCACCGGUCAUACGCAGGGUGCCCGCAGAGAGACGGGCAGCCAAGGUGAUUCUAGCCCUGAUCCUUUUGUUCAUCAUGUCCUGGGGUGCCAGCGUGAUCUCAGUAAACUACUUUAACUAUAACCGCGGUGCCUCAUCAGCGUACCUGCUGGUUAUCGCACGUUUCUCCAAUAGCGCCUUUAUUGCUUUGUCCCCCAUUAUACUGGCUGUGGGACACCGGAGACUCCGAGCAGUGUUGAAGUCCAUCAUUUCAUACUGA
Molecule: messenger RNA, 996 nt
Organism: Pygocentrus nattereri (red-bellied piranha)
Lineage: Eukaryota; Metazoa; Chordata; Actinopteri; Characiformes; Serrasalmidae
Product: olfactory receptor class A-like protein 4
Exons: 4
Coding region: 1-996 (331 amino acids)
Biological process (GO): G protein-coupled receptor signaling pathway
Cellular component (GO): membrane
Molecular function (GO): G protein-coupled receptor activity
Source: RefSeq, a predicted model, not a curated record